Molecule: messenger RNA, 3058 nt
Organism: Dermacentor andersoni
Lineage: Eukaryota; Metazoa; Arthropoda; Arachnida; Ixodida; Ixodidae
Biological process (GO): proteolysis
Molecular function (GO): serine-type endopeptidase activity
Source: RefSeq, a predicted model, not a curated record
CGUGGGGCGCGCGCGCGCCGGUCGACAACGAAAAGGCACGAAGACGCUCACCCGUGCGCGCGUAUGCAUUUGCCCUACGCGUGGUGAGCCGGACUCGGUGGCAGCUUGCCCGGUACGUCGUUCUCCUCGAGGCGUCGGCGGUCGUUCGUCGGGGUCGUUAGACCGAGCACGUGAGCUGCGUGAGAUAGAGAGAGGAAGACUUCACUUUCGACAAUCAUCCGUCAUCGACGCCUCGUUACUUUCCUCUUUCUCGUUGCUUUCGCGAAGUGAUCGUCGAAGCAAUUGACAUGCCAUACUCGUAUUAUAUAGGACUUCAAGCUAGCUUUCCCAAAUUGCAGUUUUGGUAGGGUCCAAACGCCUUUUGUUUUUGCACCUCAAGCCUACGUUCGACUGAAUAUUGUGUUCCGCCGACCUGCGAGCAAAUGCGGGUGAAUUGCCAGUUUGCACGUCGUGCUGUGCGGUGAAUUUGCGGCACGUUGUGACAUUGCCGUCGCGCGGUGUGCGGAGUGCUUGAUGUCAGCGCGGACGACAACCACGGCGCGAUCAGAGACGCGGCUGUGUCCGAGCGACGCGAAACGUCGUCCAAGUACCGACGACCGGGUUCGUCGACUCCUUCGACUCCUGCUUUGGCGUCCCACGCCAGGAGGGCCCGUCGCACCCGCCGCCUGCUCAUAGCACCGUCUUGCGUGCAUCUUUGUAUCUAGUCGUCCCGGAUCUCUACGGUCCAGAUUCGAAAACAAGCGUGCCAUGAGCUUUGCCCCGCCGUUCCUGGUCCUCCUGCUGCUGUGCCUGCUGUCCACGUCUUGUCUCGUCAUGUGCCUCCUCGCGUCGAACAGCAGCAUCGCCUCGCUGUCCUCUCCAGUAACCGGCAACAUGUCCGUGCCGCGACUACUGGCCGAGGCGACGGGCCGACACCGGACGCGGCUGGCGCGGGCCGUCUCCUUCCCGGGCCGCAGCAGCGUCCGCCGAAGGACCGAGCAUCGUGCUCUUCCUGCAACCACGCAGGCCAGGAGGGUACCCAGCCCGCAGGAGAUGCAGGCGCUGCGCCGUCUGGUCUUCGAGCACGGUCUGGAGGAGGAGAUCGCGAGGGAGGUCCAGGGACGGCAGGCCAACUACCCAGUCGGAGGGCUGUCCUUCUUCCAGAUGCUGUCUCAGCUGUACGACCUGAACCGGUGUCGAACGCCGCAGGGUCUGCCGGGUACCUGCGGCGACAUCACACGCUGCAUCUACCUGCUGCUGGACUUUUCGAGGCUUCGGCAGUCCAUCUGCUUCCAGAACCUGGUCUUCCCUGGAGUCUGCUGCCCAGGAAGGCUAGUUCCAACCACCACGACGACGCCAGCGGCCAACACGAGGCCGACAGCUACCACAACCAGCUCUCCUCUGUCGGGCGGCGCCUCCGCGGGGAGCGACUUCUCCACGCCGCAGACGCCGGCGUCCCUCGAGGAACCGUUCACGGAGUCAAACUUCAUCGCGGUCUCCGUGGUCGAAGGUUCCAACAAGUCGUCGACGACCGCGGCGUCAAGCGCCUGGACCACGACGUACCCGGUCGCGACGGCGACCACGCGUAGGCCGCGGCCGACCUCCACCCGGAGGGCCCAGUCGAGGCCGCCCUCCACGUUCACCGUCUCGCAGGUGGUGACGAGCCCCGUCAUAGUUACCACGGUCACCAGCAGGCCCACCACGAUGGUCUUCAUCGACCACAUCGCACAGGUGCCCAGGCCUCGCCCGCCGAGGCCUCCACGGCCACCCAGGCCCCCUUCCCCGCCACCACGCCCGAUUCAGUCGCCCGCGAUGCCUCCGCCCUCCGCUGCCCAACUGCCGUCGGCGGGGCUGUCCGUGCCCACCCAGCUCCUGCCACCGCCGGCACCCACAAGGCGUUGUGGUCACGCCGGUCGGGACUCCAGAAUCGUCGGCGGACACGAAGCUUCGCCUGGCCAGUGGCCUUGGAUGGCUGCCAUAUUCCUCGAAGGUCGGCGCGGACGAGAAUUCUGGUGCGGCGGGGCACUCAUCAACGAACGAUAUGUGCUCACAGCCGCCCACUGCCUUUCCCAUCCGUCGGGUUUCAGGUACCGUCCCGCGCAGCUGAGCGUGCGGCUGGGCGAGCACCACAUCUACAACGACCGCGACCACGCGCACCCGGUGGACUUCCGCGUCGAUUCGGCCCUGCAGCACCCGCGGUUCGCCCGGCACGGCUUCUACAACGACAUCGCGCUCCUGCGGCUCGCCGCACCGGCAGAGUUCAACGACGCCGUGCGGCCAAUCUGCCUGCCGGAGGCCACUGCCGCUGCCGCCUCCUCGACGACUGCGGCGACGUCCACGGCGGCGUCACCGAAGGCACGAGACCCCAUCGCGGGUCUCAUGGCCACCGUCAUUGGAUGGGGAACGCUGUCCUACGGCGGGUCAAACAGCGGCACCCUGCAGCAGGUGUCGUUUCCGAUCUGGCACAACGAGGACUGCGACCGGCGCUACGUGCAGCCCAUCACGCGGGGAUUCCUCUGCGCCGGCUACAUCGAGGGAGGCAAGGACGCCUGUCAGGGUGACUCCGGGAGCCCGCUGAUGGUGCGCGACCGGGACCGUCACUGGCUCGUCGUGGGCGUGGUCUCGUUCGGGAGUCGAUGCGCGGCCGCCGGCUUUCCGGGCGUCUACACCAGGGUCAGCGAGUACGUCGACUGGAUACGACGCAACAGCCGGCCCUGACCACCGACGUCCGCGUUGCCUCUUCCCGCCGCGAUGCGGCCUCUUUAGACCAGUUUUCCGUCGCAUGCGCCUCCCGUCGACACAAGCACGCACCUGCCGACGUGCGGCGUGUCGCAAGAGGAGGAGGCUGUGUCGUCGCCUGUGUACCGUAUAAUGUGUUACGGAGGAGUGGCCGCACACACACUGCUGCGAAUUCGCUCGUCCUGUCUGCGCAAACGCCGCUCAACGUUGCAGCGCGCGGCAGGCGUGACCUCCGGCGUCCCGCCGGCUGUGUCGAAAAGCCCGGUUCACGCGGAGAGCAGUUGCCCAUCGCGGCGCAUCCGUCAAUAAAAACGGCGCACGAAGAUUUGCGUGCACCGUG